UCGAAAAGGGAUUCGUCUAUUCGGACUCUACUGUCACCAGCCCAUGAUAACUCUCCAGCAAUGGCUUAUCUGUGUAGCUGGUCUACAAGCCGAUGACUACACCAACUCACACAUUGUAUUGAUCCCAAUCGAAAGAUUAGAGACUCAGCAACACCAACACCAACACCAACACCAACAGCAGCAGAAACCGACUUCGACACGGUCUUUUAUUUUCAUGAAUUUGGUAUCAACACGGGCCAGAAAAUACGGACAUACAAUUACUUUGAACGGCGUAGACAGACCGCGGGCCCCUGCUGUUGUAUCCCUUGGGUUUCGAAAUAUCCUCACCGGAGUCCUCUCGAAGGAAGUCGACGAAAGAAAAACCUCAACUUUGCCAGCGGGGAUGUGGAAAGGAACAUGUCUAUCACAACGAAGAAACUGAUCACAGGAAGUAAUCCGGGGUGCGCCUCGAGACCAUGGGCUCUCCUGCGCGCGGGCAGGGAUCGAAUUGUAAGCUAGAACGGCAGUGUUAGCGAGGUCAACUUCGAGCAGGUACGGAAAUCCGACGGUACAUACAACGUAUACUUGAGGUGCUCAUCAAUCUCCAUGAUUGCGGCCUGGUUGCCGCAACGGUAGCAGU
This is a messenger RNA of Aspergillus uvarum CBS 121591, 619 nucleotides long. RefSeq lists its product as uncharacterized. Lineage: Eukaryota; Fungi; Ascomycota; Eurotiomycetes; Eurotiales; Aspergillaceae. The record is from RefSeq and is a predicted model, not a curated record. Bases 44 to 421 code for a protein of 125 amino acids. The transcript has a single exon.